Drosophila erecta is the source of this 798-nucleotide messenger RNA. RefSeq lists its product as uncharacterized. The record is from RefSeq and is a predicted model, not a curated record. Lineage: Eukaryota; Metazoa; Arthropoda; Insecta; Diptera; Drosophilidae. The transcript has 2 exons. Bases 134 to 520 code for a protein of 128 amino acids.
UGGGCACACACCAUAUACAAUUCAAACAUUUUCCAAAUUCAGGUUAUAAUUGUCAAAUCAAAAUACGAAAUUCCCUGUUUCCCUGUGUCUCCACCUCAUCCCCAUACACUCGCUUAGUAAUCUGAAAGUCGCGAUGUCCGCCAUCCUGCUGUUGGUCAUUUGUCUGGGUCUAGGUCUAAUCAUUCCACUGCUGCUCGCUGCAUUGGGUACUCUGAACCGAAGUAUCUCUAGCGGGAGUAGUAGCAACCGGUUAGCGGUGGUGCCGGCGCCAGGCGUUCAAGGUACUCCCUACGAUCCCUUAGAGCAAUCGUCGUGGUACAAAUUAAUCCAGCCGCAUAUACGCUUUUUGGCUCGCUACAUUCACGUGCCGCCGGAUUUCGAUGGGGUCGAAAUGCCCGAAGAACUGCAUCGUCACAUGCAGGUUUUGGCCAUGCUCCAGGCUCAGUUCCGGGCAGGUCAUUUGCAAAGGAUCCCAGUUUCCGGUUCCGUGACGGAUCUCGAUCUUUACCGGAAUCAAUGAAAAAGGAUGCAACAGGAAGAUUGGAUAGGCAGUCAUUUUGGUUCACACUCGAGAUAAGCAGUGCCAAUUAAACCCCAUAGUUAAGCCCCAUUUUUACUGAAAUUCUCUUCGGUGUUCAAAGGCUGUUUAUUAUGUUGACGAAACUGCAAAUACCCAGGAAAAAAUGAUUGGGUAAUUUAUUUAUAUCGACCGUUGGUUAAGUGAACGUUGACUACCACGACAUCUCGCAACACAAUGUCGCGCCAUGACUUAUAGUGAAACCUAAACCAAAUAAGGAA